AUGGCGGAAGGUCAGUACUCGUUCAGCCUGACGACCUUUUCGCCGAGCGGCAAACUCGUGCAAAUUGAAUACGCCCUCAACCGCGUGCAGCAGGGCGCCCCCGCGCUCGGCAUCAAAGCCCGCAACGGAGUCGUUCUCGCCGCAGAAAAAAAACUGCCAACUCCUUUGAUUGACUCCGACACAAUUCGCAAAGUCGCGGCUUUCACGCCCGCAGUCGGCUGCGUCUUCGCCGGCAUGCCCGCAGACUUCCGCGUCGUCCUCAAGAAGGGCCGCAAGGAGGUGAGCAAACCGCAGCAGCAGCAGCAGCAGCAGCAGCAGCAGCAGCAGCAGCAGCAGCUGAAGUGCAGACGCUUUUGCGGCUCCGGGGACCAGACCAAUGCAAAUGAACUGCUGCUGCUGCUGCUGCUGCAGGCUGCUGCCUACGAACUGUACUACAAAACGCCCAUGCCGACGCAGCAGCUGGUCCAGAGCGUCGCCUCCGUCAUGCAGGAGUACACCCAAAGCGGCGGAGUCCGCCCCUUCGGCAUUUCCCUCCUCGUCGCUGGCUACGACGACUUCGGGCCGCAGCUGUACCAGGUGGACCCCAGCGGGGCUUACUUUGGGUGGAAGGCGUCGGCGAUUGGGCGGGACAUGCAGAACGCGAAGACCUUUUUGGAAAAGCGGUACAGCGAAGACAUUGAGCUGGAGGACGCGAUCCACACUGCGAUUCUGACUUUGCGGGAAGGCUUUGAAGGCGCUUUGAACGAAAAGUCGAUCGAAAUCGGAAUUAUCGGCCAAGACCGAAAAUUCCGAAUUCUCGAACCCGCAGAAGUGAAGGACUACCUCGCUGAAGUCGAAGUCGGCACUGCCUGA
This is a messenger RNA of Eimeria necatrix, 852 nucleotides long. RefSeq names its product proteasome subunit alpha type 2, putative. Gene Ontology annotation, cellular component: proteasome core complex, alpha-subunit complex; proteasome core complex. The coding region runs from base 1 to 852 and encodes 283 amino acids. The transcript has 4 exons. The record is from RefSeq and is a predicted model, not a curated record. NCBI's taxonomy places the organism in Eukaryota, Apicomplexa, Conoidasida, Eucoccidiorida, Eimeriidae. Gene Ontology annotation, biological process: ubiquitin-dependent protein catabolic process.